This is a messenger RNA of Juglans regia (Persian walnut), 1521 nucleotides long. RefSeq lists its product as uncharacterized. The transcript is spliced from 5 exons. Lineage: Eukaryota; Viridiplantae; Streptophyta; Magnoliopsida; Fagales; Juglandaceae. Bases 1 to 1521 code for a protein of 506 amino acids. The record is from RefSeq and is a predicted model, not a curated record.
AUGGGGUGUUCGACAGAGUCUUUUCCCCUGGAUAUGGUUUCCUUUGAGGAGAAAAAGUGUGGAGAUGGGGUUGAAGAAUUAAAUUUUUUUGCUCCUGUCAGUGGGGAACCAGAUUCAGUGUGUGGUUCGGAAUUGGCUGUUUUUACUCCUGCCAAUACUAGAAAGGAGGGAGAUUUUCUAACUCCGUUGUGUACACUCCCUCCCAGUGCUAAUUAUGGGAGUUGUGGAGUAUUACUUAUGUGGGAUAAAAGAGUGGUUGAGUUGACUGAGGAGUGUAUUGGAGAGUUCUCGGUUGCAACCCUUUUAAAAAAUGUGGUUGAUGAAUGGGAAUGGGCAUUUGCAAGAUCCUAUGGUCCUAACAUGGAUAGGGAUAGGAGAAGAUUGUGGGAGGAGUUGGCGGGUCUGUAUGCCUUAUGGGAGAAGACUACAUUGUUGGAGGAAUUGCAAGACUUGGAGGAUAAAGAGUUAUUGGGUGAAAACUCGGAGGAGGUGUUUUUGAGGAAGGGUACGGUUAUAGCAAACUUGGAGAGGGCUUUGUUGUCAGAAGAGAUUUCAUGGCUUCAAAAAUCUAGGGCCAUUUGGUUGAAAGAAGUACAGUAUUAUGAGACCCUUCUCACAGAAUCAGCCACUUGGAGGCCGAAACUUGAUGCCUUGCAUUUUGAGGCAAUUAAUUCGCAGAGUGUGAGUGUUCUGGAGAGAUUUUUUGUUGAAGAAGAAAUUUAUAAGGUCAUAUCUGGCAUGGCAAAGGAUAAAGCGCCGGGGCCCGAUGGUUUUUCAAUGGGUUUCUUCCAAACUUGUUGGGACAUUGUGAAAGGUGACAUUAUGCAGAUUUUCAGUGAAUUUCACGCUUUUCAAAAGUUUGAAAAAUCACUUAAUGCGACCUUUAUUGCUCUCAUCCCAAAAAAACACGAGGCUUUGACUAUUGAAGACUUUCAGCCUAUAAGUCUGGUUAGUAAUGUAUAUAAGAUUAUCUCGAAAGUUCUUGCUAACCGACUUAGCCUGGUGUUGGAACACAUUAUAUCCAAGUCCCAUAAUGCAUUUAUUCAAGGGAGACAGAUCCUUGAUUCAGUACUCAUUGCAAAUGAGUGCUUGGAUUACAGAGUACGAGAGGGAGGUUCAGUUAUGGAGGCCUUAAGUAGGAUGAUACAAGUUGUAGUUGGGGGAGGUUUCUUAUCGGGUUUUCAGGUGGACAAUGGUUCUGGUGGCCUUAUUAUCAUUUCACACCUCUUAUUUGCAGAUGAUACGUUAGUCUUUUGUGAAGCGAAUAGAAGCCAGAUCCAAACUCUACGAGCAUUGUUACUUUGCUUUGAAGCUGUGUUAGGGUUAAAGGUGAAUCUGGGCAAGUCUGAGAUGGUUUGUGUGGGUGCGGUCUCUAAUAUUAUCGGCUUAGCAAGUCUUUUGGAUUAUAAGGUGUCCUAUUUCCCAAUGAAAUACCUGGGGCUUCCGUUGGGAGCAACCUUUAAGAAUAUGGCUAUAUGGGAUGGGGUAGUGGAGAAGAUAAAGAAAAAGUUGGCUAGCUGA